Messenger RNA from Tachysurus vachellii, 5284 nucleotides. It is a transcript of the gene gna13b, whose product is annotated as guanine nucleotide binding protein (G protein), alpha 13b. The coding region runs from base 22 to 1167 and encodes 381 amino acids. Gene Ontology annotation, biological process: Rho protein signal transduction; adenylate cyclase-activating G protein-coupled receptor signaling pathway. Gene Ontology annotation, cellular component: brush border membrane; heterotrimeric G-protein complex. Gene Ontology annotation, molecular function: D5 dopamine receptor binding; guanyl nucleotide binding; G-protein beta/gamma-subunit complex binding. The record is from RefSeq and is a predicted model, not a curated record. The transcript is spliced from 4 exons. NCBI's taxonomy places the organism in Eukaryota, Metazoa, Chordata, Actinopteri, Siluriformes, Bagridae.
AACUCCUCCCUACUUGUAUCGAUGAAAGUUUGUGUUACAAAGAUGGCGGAUUUCCUGCCGUCCCAGUCCUUUCUAUCCAUCUGUUUCCCUAAAUGUCUACUAAACACAAGCGAGGCAGAACAGCUGAGGAUAUCUAAAGAGAUCGACAGAUGUAUUUCGAAAGACAAAACGUACGUGAAGCGGCUGGUGAAGAUACUUUUGCUCGGCGCCGGCGAGAGCGGCAAGUCCACUUUCCUCAAGCAGAUGCGCAUCAUACACGGACAGGACUUCGACCAGCUGGCCAGAGAGGAGUUUCGAGCGACUAUCUACAGUAACGUUAUUAAAGGUAUUCGUGUGCUGGUGGACGCACGGGAAAAGCUGCAUAUUCCAUGGGGCAACGCAUCCAAUCAGACACACGGCGAGGCAGUGAUGAGCUUCGACACGCGCUCGGCUCAGGGCCUGGUGGAGCCCAAAGUGUUCCAGCGGUACCUGCCUGCCGUGCGCUCUCUCUGGGCUGACAGUGGCAUCCAGCAUGCUUACGACCGCCGCCGUGAAUUCCAGCUGGGUGAAUCGGUGAAAUAUUUCUUGGAUAACUUGGAAAAACUUGGAAUGCCGGACUAUCUGCCGAGUCAGCAGGACAUCUUACUGGCACGCAGACCCACCAAAGGCAUCCACGAGUACGACUUUGAGAUCAAGAAUGUCCCUUUCAAGAUGGUGGACGUUGGCGGGCAGCGCUCCGAGCGGCGCCGCUGGUUUGAGUGCUUCGACAGCGUCACCUCCAUCCUGUUCCUGGUAUCGUCGAGCGAGUUCGACCAGGUGCUGAUGGAGGACCGUCAGACCAACCGACUCACGGAGUCGCUCAACAUUUUCGGCACUAUUGUCAACAACCGCGUGUUCAGCAACGUCUCCAUCAUCCUGUUCCUGAACAAGACCGACCUGCUGGAGGAAAAAGUCAAGACCGUAGCCAUCAAGGACUUCUUCCCCGAGUACGAGGGCGAUCCACACAGCUUGGACGACGUGCAGAAGUUCCUUGUGACAUGCUUCCGCAACCAGCGCCGCGAGCAACAGAACAAGCCGCUCUACCACCACUUCACCACGGCCAUCAACACUGAGAACAUUCGCCUGGUCUUCCGGGACGUCAAGGACACCAUCUUACACGACAAUCUCAAGCAGCUGAUGCUGCAGUGAUCUGAACCCCUCCCUCUGCUUCCAUUGCUUGCGUCCAAGCCUGGACCACUAAACCUGACUUUGGGGGGGGAUGGGUCACAGAGCAAGUCUUAAUGUGUGUGUGUGUGUGUGUGUGUGUGUGUGUGUGUGAGAGCAUACACACAGGUUCAGCCUCACUCAGAAGAUUAUCUGUCUGAGGAAAGAGUGAGAGCUCCUGUGGUUCUAACUGCCUUUAAAGUCACUCAACUGAACAGCAACUCUCUCUUUUGUGUGUGUGUGUGUGUGUGUGUGUGUGUUUUGUUGUUGUUCUUUUUUAAACCCUAGCCUUUUUUUCUAACCUCUGUGCCUGGAUUUGGCUCUGAAGCAGGUCCUUAUUUCGAGUAAGCUCAGCUGAAGCACUCCACUUAGCAUCACAUCCUGAUUUUUAUUUACGCAGAAUGAUACUUUAGCAACAUUUGCUAAGCUAACUUGUGCUAUCUAUCCACGCAGCAUUGCGAUCAAAUCAGUUGCCUCUCAAGUGUUGGCUGUCUUACUGUAAAGUAGCAUGCUGACUACAGAUUAUCUAGUGCGCAGGAUUUGAUUGGCAGAUCAAGCUCAACUGUAGCUCCGACCCAUGUGAACCCAGGGACGAGUUACGCUCUGUGAAAUCAGGACUUGCUGUGUGUGCGCGUGUGUGUGUGAGAUCAUACACUGCUUUAUUUCUGUGUCUGUGUGUGUGUGUGAGAUCUGCCUUUCUUUUACCUGGUGCCUCACUGAAAAAGGCCUUCCUGUCUAUAGCGUGUGUGAGAUAUGUGAGCAUGCUCUUAUCCACUGUUGCUGUUAUCCACCUUCAUUCACUUGUGUGAGUGUCUCUCGUCUGAAGAGCGUUUGUGUCCUGUCCAGGCGGCAAGUCGUUACAAGACUAAACAACUAGGCGAGAGCAGCUAAACGUCUCGUGUGUAACAGUCACGACAGGUGGAGUUUGUGUAUGUGAGAGUGUGUGUGUGCACGCGUGGGGGUGGAAGAGUUCCCCAGCCUUUUCGUACUAAACCCAUGCAACUGUACUAACGUUUUAAUAGGAAGCCGUGUUUCUGAGCCUCUGCCUUUAAUUGGCUGUGGUUCCUAAUCAGUGGUGUUUUUCUUUUAAAUUUUUUUUAUGCGGCUGUUUUUAUAUAUUAUUUGUUCUAUUUAGCUGUAAGUUAUAUUUUAAAAGUUUACACUUUUCACCACCACUGAUGAAGUCCACUUCAUAGGCAUGUGCUUUUUUUUUAUAAACAUUUACGAUAUUAUCACAAUAUUCAGUGUCUGUUUUUUUUUUUCCGUUCUUUUUUUUUUUCUUCAGUGAUGAUUCAUUCUGUCCUGCAUAUUUUCAAACUUAUCUGGUAAUAAGAGGUUUCUUAACAUUAGCUAGCUUACUAAAAAAAAAACUAAAUAAAAUAAAGACCUUGAUUGGUUUUAAUGACCUAAAAAGAAUAGCUAGUCUAAAUUCGGCUGUUGGCAAACUUCUCUAAAAUAUCACUGUAAUUUUCUCCAUAACAAUACUGAUUAAAGCUUGUGCGAAAUAGUGCGAUAUACCGUAUAACUGAUUUUCGGUGCGUGUUUUAUCUGUCGGUUACAGUUUAAAUUGUAAUCGGAGAGAGAAGCUCGGUUAUAUGCAUGAAUGUGUCGUUAGACCACUCAAACUGUAGAAAGUGAUGCAGUGCGUGAGACACAAAACUCAGGGCUAAAUAAUGUUAACCACUUGUGUGCAUGGAGACAAAAUGAGCUGCGUGUGUGUGUGCUUUUUUUUUGUGUGGAUACAUUAAUGUUUUUUAUCUGACACUAUGGCUGGAUGCUGCGCUAAAAAUUUGCAAUUAGGUUAACAGGUAAAAUGAUAGAUUGGAAUAUCUAAUCCACUCCUAGUUAUUGUAAUAACACCUGCGACGUCAGUGUUCCUAACAUUUUGCUUAUUUGUUGUUGUAUUGUGAUAUGGCUACUCUCUCAUCAUCAUCAUCAUCGAUGUCGUGCUGUCAAAUCGUCAUUCCAAAAUGUCAAAUGUUUUGUUUUUUUUUUUUUUUAUAUGUAACUAACUUAAUGCUUCCAAUAAUCAGGCUAUUGAUUUAUUCCCAAGUGCCAUGAUUGAAAGGUACCACUUAUUAAAACCUUGUUUGUUCAAAAUUAUUGUUUUUAGAGAAACUCCUGCCUUCUGAAGCCAACAGAGCUCUGGCUCACAGCCAAUAUAUAUAAUCAUCAUCAUCAUCAACCUGAUGUCAUAUUCCGAUGCCACGUGUGUGCUAUGUGGCUCAGUCAGGUUCUGUGUGUGAUGUUUGUGUCUGUGAGCACAGAGGUGACAUGGCCUAGCUUGAUCAUAUGACAUCAUGACAACUGAUGAUUUCACACCCUGCUGAAGAUUUCCAACUAUCAUGGUCAGGUUCGUGAUUUUGUCUAGAUGUGGAUUCGAUCCCUCUUCGUCUUCCUCGCUCAAUGCCACGGUAUCUCUCAUUGGUUGCUCUUUUUCUCAUCGGGGAACGUUGAACCAGUUGAUUUUGGUUCAUCGCCCUGGCGAGACGAGUGUUAUCCUUCAGUGUCCUUUAGUGCUUUAGUGCCUUUUAAUGGCUGAAACGACAUCAUUUAAAACGUCACUAAACUCAGCUCAGGAAUGUGGCAUUAUUACAUUCCUAUAAAAAGAUAAUUGUAUUGUACAAAGCUUCAUUUUUUAUUUUUUUGGAAAACCAUAACCAUAUCCUGGUUAAAUUUGUCUCCUGAAAUCCACUUGAUUUUCAGCUUGUGUAGGGCUGGAUGAGGUCACUCACUUUUUACACUGUUGCUGCUGUUCCUCAGUGAUUCUCUCAAAUGUUUAUCUGGGUGAGAGAGAACCUGAACCCCGAAAGACAGGUUUCACUUUCCCAAUGAGGUCAGCGUCAUAUAAAAAGACCACAAAGGCUUGUAAAGCCCCUCGGCUCGGGGUAAAGUCCCUCGGCUCAGUGCAUUCCUCAUGUCAGUUUUCUUAGAUGAUCAUAUGUCACACUCUGGGACUGUUUCUUUUACUAGUAUGACGGUUACACCAGUGUCUUCACACCUCGAUUAAAAGAAAUGAAGCUGACUGCUCCACUUGACUGCUCCUGCAUCGGCAUCCUCCUCCUCCUUUUCCUGUUUCCGAUGUCAUUCUUCCCCCUGCAUUUUUCAUGUGGAGACUAACAGAUGCUGGCAAACGAAAUCUAGUUGCUCAGAUGUGGUGAAUAGAUAAAUGAAAUAUCAAGAGCAAACAUGUGCCACAAUGUUCAUGGUGCAAUAAUCUGCAUCAACUUGCUGUCAAUAAUACAUUUUCGUAUUAAACACUUUGUCACGUUUUAUGAUGUCUCACAAUUGUAUUAGAGAAAAACUGCUUAAGGAUUAGGUCUUUUUUGUGACGUUGCCACAAAAAAAAUAGGAAUGUGAUGGUCGGCACAUGUCUAGUAGAGAGGCUUGGGUUUAAAUUCGUAUUGGGAAGUAAGUUUGCUGCUAACUAAACACGCUUCUGCUGUUUCCGUGUUAGUUAUCUGUGAAACACUCAUCAUUCUGAAGCGUGCACGUGUGUGAAAUUUCAGCUUCUUGAGGAACAGAUAAUGAUGAACCCAUCAUAAUGCAUUUGGUGCAUGCACAAGCCUUAGCUAGUGGCUGUGUUGAUAUGAUAUUGGUCAUGGCAGUGAGUCUAGAGGCUAACGCUGUAUUCAACACACAGACGCACUACUGUAAUUCACUUGUAUCUCUGUGCCUGAGUGUGUGUGUGUGUGUUAAGGUGUUUUUCCACUGAGGUCUUAACAUCACGGUUAUUAUGCAAAUGUGCAGCGUGCGAAUAUCUUCUCAACAAAAUGGGUGGUUGUCUUCGUAUGGAAAGGACUAAUCAAAAAUGUUUCCUGGAAAAAACCAGGAUGUUGAUUAUGUAGAAUUCAUGCAACCUGCACAAAAGACUAAAUCUAAUUUAGUGCCUUUUUUCUUUUCUUUUCUUUUCUUUUCUUUUUUUUUGUAAUUUUGUAUGUAGAUGUUUUAAACGUUCCAUUUCCUGACCUUUUUAUGUUGCUGUAAUCUUACUAAACAAGUUUCCAACUGCAGAACAGUGACCUUGUGAUCCAUGUACAGUUUAAUAAUCUCUGCUUCCUCACUCCUUUUCUGCCUGUCAAUAAACUACGUCCCAACAACA